Messenger RNA from Gilbertella persicaria, 1287 nucleotides. RefSeq lists its product as uncharacterized. Lineage: Eukaryota; Fungi; Mucoromycota; Mucoromycetes; Mucorales; Choanephoraceae. The record is from RefSeq and is a predicted model, not a curated record. The transcript has 5 exons. The coding region runs from base 1 to 1287 and encodes 428 amino acids.
AUGGACUUGAAAAAAAGAUCAAUAUACUAUUUAGAUCAAGAUGAUGAAGAGGAAGAUGAAUGGGAAAGAGAAGCCUCUUCUUCUUCUACUCAAAAAUCGCGUUCUAUAAAACCUUUACCCCCGAAUCCUUAUGCAGCUCAAAUAGAUAUAUUAGAUAAACAAUACGAAUUGAUAAAUACAAAUUAUCAAGAUUUAUCAGAUCAACUUGAACAGUUACAAGCUAGCUUAGACUAUUUCGAGAAAGAAGAAGCCUCACAAAAGACAAAUACAGAUAAGGCACAACAAAAGUACAUGAAAGUGAUAGAAGAUACCAUCUCCCUUACUCUAUCCACCACAAAAGAUGUUACUGCUUUAUUGAAUUCAGAUACACCUCUUUGGAAGAAAGAUACUGAGCUAUCCAACAAACUAAAAUCAAAACUAGCUUAUUGGCAAAAUUUGUUUGAAGAACAAGAUCAAAAAAAUACACACUAUGCAUUAGUCAAGGACUACAAAUCAACCCAAUUUGAUCUCAUUGAUUUGAAUGCUCAAAUACUCGGCUAUGAAGCUCGUAUUCAACAACUCAAUACAGAAAGGUCCAAGUUAAAUGGGCUGCCAAAAAUGUUGCCUAUCUUAAUAUCAGAAACAGAGAAUUACAUGAAAGAAAUGCAACAAGUGUCUAAAGAAAUGAGUGCAUUUGAAAAAAAUAUGAUUCAGCCUUGUUUGACUAGAUUAGCAGAAAUACAGGUUGUUUACCCCUCACAGAAGAAGGAAUUAGACAAAGAGCUUGAAAAGAUGGAGGCACUGGUGAAUGAUUUGGAAGCCAUGUAUAAAAUCUUGAUUAAACAGCGUGCUUUUCAACAAUUGAUCACUUAUAUCUCUGACAGCAGUGUAGCCAAAGAAAAAGAGUUGAAGACGGUCACUGAAGAAUUCGAGGCUGAAGCAACUCAACCUACUGUAGUUCAAGAAGACGAAUCUAUACAAGAAAUCAAACAGUUGCUAGACGUACAUUUCAAAGAGAAUAAUGGCGAUACUAUUCUAGAUCAAAUACAAACACUCAAACAGCAACAUUUAGAAUUAAAAAACAAAUGGCAAGACAAUGUUCGAUCCUAUAUGGACGCUGCUAGUGAAUUAAACAAUCUAAAGCAAAGGCUAUCUCAAAACCUGUUUACACAUUCAACUUCCACAAAUGAUUUGAUUAUGACACCAAAACCAUAUACAAAUCUACAAAAUGAACUUGAAUUCCAUACACAUGAACUAAAAUUGGCCAUAAUAGAACUUGAAAAGGUAGGUUUAGACCAUAAAAGAUAG